Molecule: messenger RNA, 4491 nt
Organism: Neocloeon triangulifer
Lineage: Eukaryota; Metazoa; Arthropoda; Insecta; Ephemeroptera; Baetidae
Product: ubiquitin carboxyl-terminal hydrolase 2-like
Exons: 12
Coding region: 222-2486 (754 amino acids)
Biological process (GO): protein deubiquitination
Cellular component (GO): cytoplasm
Molecular function (GO): cysteine-type deubiquitinase activity
Source: RefSeq, a predicted model, not a curated record
ACGUGUAACCCAAAACGUGCUACUCUGCAGUCGGCCGUAGACUCGCCCGCGAAAUCAUCAUUGAAUUUUGCAGGCGCUCCGCUGGAACAGGAGCCAGCCAGCGAGCCUUUCCCCUACUACUGUGACGUAAGAGUGGAACCCCGUAAAAUGGGCGAAGUGCGGACGGUCUUCAGUUUUUCUUAAGUUUUAGCGGAUUAUUCGUCGUCUGAAGGGGAUGUGAGAUGCCGGUAUCAUCGUCAUACUCUCGGGGCGACGUGACGGUGCUACCCUCGAGCGGAACCUCGCGAAUAAUGCCCGUGCCAUCAUCUUCAGGAUCCACUCGAAGAUCAUUUUCCUCGACCUCUGGCGUUUCCUCAACUGGAUCCUACAGCUACCGGACAAUAGAAAGACCCUCUUACCUGAACUCAGUGAAUGCUACUGGAUCGUACCUCACCAACAGACCGACCAGAAUCUCGACAAGUCUAAACGAUUACAAGCCCUCGGAAUACAAGAGCUCCAUCUACAACUCAUCAUCUACAUCAUCCAGUUCGUACUCAACCCCUAGCAGUGGCUACAGAAGUCGCCUCUCUGGCAUGUCCUCGACCACCAGCAGCGCUUCUUCAGCGAACAGCUACUCUUCCUCCAGCUACUCUCGGACCUCCUCCACUACUACUGACACUGACAAUAGGGAACGUGAAAAUGGUACCACUUCAUCCUGGAGGUCACGGGUUUACAAUGAUCCAACCCUGAAUUCCACUUUACCAUCAAGCAAGCGACUGGACGGAGGCCAGCAGACAACGACUAGUUCUGCAUCUACUUCCUCUCCCUCCUCAAAUGCUGGCAGGCUCCAGCGACCAACUCUUCAAGAAUCCAUUGAUGCUGUUACGGCAAAGUUGUCUGCAGUUAAAGACACCAGUUCUGGGGCAACAAGUAAAUACAAAAGCUCAUAUUUGAAUGAUGUCUCUGUGGCCAGGCCUACAACGCUGAGAUCUCGAACCACACAGGAUCCUGACCUCGAAGACAAAGAUGAGGCUCGUCGGCCCUCAGUCUUAGAGAUGAGACGAUUAUUUGACCCUUUAUUGACCUCGUCUGACUCUAAUCGGGGCUCGAAGGAGGCUGUGACCAGUUCUGUGACCACCUCUGCCGCGGCAAGCAGUUCCUCGAACAACACCGAUCAGCAGAAACCAGUGCCAUCUAAGCAGGACUCAGACGAUGAAAGUUCUGAGAGUGAGGAGAGCGAAGAGUCGGAAGAAUCGAGUACCGAAGAAGUGGCCACCGCAGACACGAAGAAUCAAUCGUCCAGGAGGUCGAGGGCCAACACAAGCACCGGUCUCCCUGCUGGCAGUGAAGAUGGCGCAGCAGCUGAGCAGAAUGAUGAGGGAUCAAGCUCUGGCCUGGAAGGAUCUCCCAGACUAGGACGAGGCAAAAAUGAACGAGGGGGACUCGUCGGUCUGCGAAAUAUUGGAAACACAUGCUUCAUGAACUCUGUGCUGCAAUGCUUAAGCAAUACCAGGCCCCUUUUGGAGUACAUUCUAGCAGAGGGUUACCUCUCGGAAAUCAACACAACCACGUCAGCAAUGAAGGGUGCACUCAUAAAAGCAUUUGGCUCUUUGCUGCAAGAACUUUGGAAGGGUGACAGUGACGAGCGCGUGGUCAACACGAGCGCCUUCAAGAGCCAAGUGCAGCGUUUUGCGCCGCGCUUCAUGGGCUACGCGCAGCAGGACGCUCAGGAAUUUCUGCGCUACCUGCUCGAGGGUCUGCACGAGGAUGUCAAUCGCGUGACCACCCGCCCCAAACCCAUCCUGACCGAGAUUGAUGACUCCCUGAGCGACUCGCAGAAGGCCAUGGAGGCGUGGAAGCGCUACCUGCGCAGGGAUGACAGCAAGAUUGUCGACAUCUUCGUCGGCCAGCUCAAGUCGACGCUACGGUGCACCGUGUGUGGCCACUGCUCCGUCACGUUCGAUCCUUUCUGGGACCUGUCGCUGCCCAUCCCUUCCAGUGAGAGACACGGACAGGUUCGACUUUCCCAGUGCUUCGACCUCUUCACCAAGGAGGAAGUCCUCGAUGGAGAUGAGAAACCUACUUGCUCCCGGUGCCAGACCAGACAGAAAUGCACCAAGAGUUUUUCGAUUCACAAGUUCCCUAGAAUUCUCGUUCUGCACCUGAAGAGGUUCUCGCCCAUGGAGAGGUUCCGAGGCAAACUGAGCUGCACAGUUGACUUCCCCCUGCAGAGUUUGGACCUGAGCGCCUAUGCCUCUGCUAGCAAGGGCAACAGUCUCGGCCAGACUACCGCAUACAACCUUUACGGAGUGGCCAACCACUCUGGCACCACCUACUCCGGCCACUAUGUGGCAGCUUGCAAGCAUCCCUACUCUGGUGCUUGGCACGAAUACAAUGACUCAAGGGUGUCAAGCACCUCAGCACGCAGUGUAGUCAGUUCUGAGGCCUAUGUCCUAUUCUACGAGCUGGCCUCGUCGAACACAAACAGCACGUCAUCGCACCUCUGACCGUAGCAUCAAGCAAAAGGCCACCUUGUCCCCCCGACGCCCCCGCCGACCCCUCGUCAAAAGCAGCCCCAGCAGCAGCAACAGCAGCAGUUAUCCGCGGUCACCCUGAAUCACCACCUAAGACAGUAUUUGAGGCGACUCGGCUCAGAGUCCACCUGCAUUUCGUCGUGAAACCAGUUUGAAAAAAAGAGUCUGUGCAGCUCUGCUCUGGCGGGACUGAACACAGUUUGAGUAUUUGAAAGUUAUUAUCAUUAUUAGCAAAACAAUUUCAAAAGAAAAAAAAAUGUUAUUGAAGCCGCUUUCAUGAUUUUCAUUCGAAGUUGAGCAGACUAGCUUUGAAUGUGUAGUCGCAAAACCACGAACACAACUACAGAGAAAGAUGCACACAGAAACACACACCUUGACACUCACCUUCACUCGAAACUGCUCCUCUGAACAAGGAAGACCAUCUUGGAAAGUGACUGUUUUGCAGCUAGUGCCACUCACUUUGGUGAACAAAACACCGUUUCAUUUUUGAGGAACACUUUGGGUGUAAAUUGGCUUACAUUUUGAGAGCCAAAGAUUUCAUAUUGAAACAUAAGCUUUUGCUUAGACCGGAAUGGCCACUGAAAUUCAAAGCUCUCGUGCAAGGAUCCAAAGUUUCCUCAAGGGUGAAAUGGUUUUCCUGUUGGAAACUAAGUUGCUAGGACUUCCAGCUGGUCCUAUUUAAUUAUUUAUUUUUGCUAUAGUCUUACUAUGGGUGAAAUGCGAAGUGGUUGAAUUAACAUGUGAAUGUAUUGAGAGAAUUACGCCUGAUGGUUUAUACUCCGCUUUUGGUUGAGAUGAGGCAAAGCCAAAUGAAGCCAAAUUGCCAUUGUGCAAGGAAUUUGUUGAUUUGGAGUAUUUUGCUACCGUGUAGCAGAAUCAACGAAGCUCCCUUUUUGGUCUUGUCACUGCUUACAAGCUUGAUCAAAAUUGCCGAGAUGCAUGCAAAAUCUUGACUUUGUAAUUCGGCCACCUUUUUCUGCUGAAGCGCGUGAUUAUUUUCAAGCGUGAAUGGAACCGAGAAAAAUUUGCUGUUUAUUUUCGUGUCACUCAACAACUUUUCUAUGGUGAUUUAAAUGUGGAACAGCAGUUUUUGAUACUUAAAAAAAAAGUAAUAAAUGCUGACAGUAAACGGCUAAACAGUUAAGAUGUAAUUUUACUAUGGAAAUACAACUACAACAACAUAAAAAUAUGUCAAAUUUGUAUUGGUCUAAAUCAAGUGAAUACUGAUAAUGAUAAUAAUUGUAAACAAGAAGAAAAUCCAAUCUGCUUAUUUUUUAUGAAAAAAAGAAGGAAGGGCAAGGGAAAUGCUAUAAAUCAUGUAUUUACAAACACCGGAAAGAGAAGAAAAUGCUAGUCACUGAAACAAAUUUCUGUAACUUUCAAUUAAGCUGCAUAAGUUUAUCCACAAAACUGGAAGAUGAAAAUGUGCUUUCACCAUUUUUGCUUCAUGAUAAUUGUAAUUUUAGCACCAAGUCAUACUUUUUCUCUCACUCUCAAUCGCCUUGUUUAUUUAUCUAAAUGUGCUCAUCCUGAAUGACAUCGACAGAGAAAUUUGAUGAUUUUCAGUCGAAUUCACCCCAUUGUUUCCCCCACACGCCUACUUGUAAUCAUUUGCACUCUGCGUCGAAUCAUGCUCUUAAAAUGAUAAUUUUAUUUUUGUCACUCAAAACUAAUGAUUGUGUACUCGAGACGAAGGAGCGUCUUGGCUGGACAUUAUUUAUUUUUCAACUUACUUCCUCUCUCGUCUACUCCCUUGUGCCCACCCUAUUUCUGUCCACAUUCGUGCUGUUAAGUAAUUAUUAAUCAUUAAUUAAUGUGAUUUAUUAUUAAUGAGUAAUGAAAGAAAAUCAGUUUAAUGAUACGUCUCCCAUUGUAAAAUAAAAAGCGAGUGUGUAAAAAAAUGUAAGAAGAAAAACUAUAAUGUAAAUGAGGGGAGUUCAUUUUUGAGAUAAAAAUAUAAGUUCAGUACAUCAUGAAA